This is a messenger RNA of Chaetomium fimeti, 1098 nucleotides long. Its product is annotated as ribosomal protein L22/L17. Bases 1 to 1098 code for a protein of 365 amino acids. The record is from RefSeq and is a predicted model, not a curated record. Gene Ontology annotation, molecular function: structural constituent of ribosome. Gene Ontology annotation, biological process: translation. Gene Ontology annotation, cellular component: ribosome; mitochondrial large ribosomal subunit. The transcript has 3 exons. NCBI's taxonomy places the organism in Eukaryota, Fungi, Ascomycota, Sordariomycetes, Sordariales, Chaetomiaceae.
AUGAGCCUCAGCGUGCCGUCGAGGCGGCUCCUCCGGGGUGCCCCCGCCCUCGCAACAACCCCGACGACGACGACCUCCCUCGUCCCCGCCCUCCAUUCCCUCACCCUCACCCCCACCAAGCCCACCACCCCCGCCCGCGGCAUGCACACGACCCCAACCAACCAAUGGUUCUGGAGCCGCGACAAGAAGACCGAGGCCCAGGCCCCCGCGAGCCCCAUCGAGAAGCAAGUCUCGGGCACGCAAGCGGCGCGGCAACAGCUGCUCAAGGCGCUCAACAACAAACCCCUCGAAGGCCCCGCCAUCUUCGAAGACGAGCUCAAAGAAACCGCCGACAAAACCGGCACCGAAACCGAAGAAUACGAAUCCCGCCGCACCAAGACGGGCCUCUCCCUCGCGCGGGAGCACCUCUCACGCGCCACCGACCCCGACCCCCGGGCACGCGUACGCUGGGAGCGCAAGAUGGUGAUCCGGCAGCUGCAGCGGGGGACGGACCCGUUCAGCCGGGAGCCGCGCGCGGCGCGGAUCGCGCGGACGGAGCGGGAGCAGACGACGCGGAGCCCCUUCAUGGCGACGAGCACCAAGAAGCUGGUGCACCUGGCGCGGCAGAUCCAGGGCAAGACGGUCUCCGAGGCGCUGGUGCAGAUGCGCUUCAGCAAGAAGAAGUACGCGCAGGAGGUGCGCUACCACCUCGAGGAGGCGCGCGACCUGGCCCUGGUCCAGCGGGGGAUGGGCCUGGGCAGCGCCAAGAAGAAGGCCGACGGCAGCAGCGGUGGCAGCGGCGGUGGCGGCAGCGACAAGCCCGUGGAGAUCCAGACCAAGGACGGCAAGUGGAUCAAGGUCGACGACCCGACGCGCAUGUACGUGGCCGAGGCCUGGGUGAACCGUGGCCCGUGGCGGGGCAAGAUUCCCGAGUACCGGGCCCGUGGAAGAAUGAACAUCAGGAAACUGCCUUCGGCUGGCAUCUCGGUCGUCCUCAAGGAGGAGAAGACACGGAUCCGCGAGGCCGCCGAACGCGAGGCCAAGAAGCUCCGCCAUGGUCCUUGGGUGCACCUCCCCAACCGUCCGGUUACUGCUCAGCGACAAUGGUAUUCGUGGUAG